Messenger RNA from Linum trigynum, 2357 nucleotides. The record is from the annotation of a GenBank genome assembly. NCBI's taxonomy places the organism in Eukaryota, Viridiplantae, Streptophyta, Magnoliopsida, Malpighiales, Linaceae.
CUAUUGUAUCCAUUUCUACUCAUAAAUUCUUCAUAUAAUCCUCAUUAAAUUUAUUUUUAACAAGCAAUAUUUAGAAAUACUAAACAUACCUAGGCUUCUUGCUCUUAAUUGGGAAGGUCGGGUCUCACAUGUCUAGGCUUAUUUCUCUUAAUUGGGAAGUUCAAGUCUCACAUGUCUAUCGGGAGGGUAAUAUCGUGGUUGAUUACCUGGCUUCCACGGGACACGAUCUCUCUGUGGGUGUUCAUUUUUGUGAACCGCCUAACACGAGACUCAAUUAUUGAUUGUACUACGAUUUAAUCGGGAGUCAAUCCUCCCAUUUGGUUAAUACACAAGGUUUAGAGCGUCCCCCUUCACGCUGUUUUUCAAAAAAAAAAUUACUGAACAUUACCAAUCAAUCAUGAAUAGUUUUCUCCCUAAAUCCUCAUGUUUUCUGUCAAAUGUAAUUCAAUUCUAUGAUGUGGGCUUGUUGUACUCAACAGGGCCCAAAGAUAGAUCCAUGUGAAAACAAAAGCCCACAGCCCAUUUUUAAUAAUGACCGGUGCCCAUAUUCAUCUCCUCCAGUUCCAGUAGACGGUGGUGGGAGUGUGAUUGCUAUUUGCUAGUCAGGGUCGUGGACGAGCAAUGACGGCGAAGAUUUCUGACCUUCCCGCCGGCGCUAACCCCAAAACCACCUCCAGUUCAAGAGCCCUCCAACAGCACCUCUUCUCCCUGCUCAGCCGCUGCAAGCAUCUCCAGUGUCUUACUCAGCUCCACACCCAGAUCGUAAUCAACGCCUACACCCAGAAAAGCUUCAUUCUCGCGAAGCUUCUCUCCUCCUACUUAGAUUCCGGCCGCCUCCUCUCCGCCGUCCGUGUUUUCGGAGACUUGGAAGCCCCGAGUACCACAGUAUGGAAUCAAGUCAUCAGAGGUCACGCUCGGAGCGAAACGCCGUACAACUCUGUCCGACUCUUCGAUCAAAUGGUUGCCAGGGGAGCCGAGCCAGAUGGGUUCACGUAUUCCUUGGUCUUCAGCGCCUGCGCCAAGUCUGGGUCCUUGACAGAAGGCGAGCAGCUUCACGGGAGGGCUUUGUCGACUGGGCAUUGCUCGAACAACGUGUUUGUGAAUACCAGCUUGGUCAAUAUGUACGCCACGGCGAGCGGUGGAUCCCGAAUGGACUGCGCCCGUCAGGUGUUCGACGAAAUGGGUGAAAGAAAUGUCACCACUUGGACCACCCUGAUCGCUGGGUACCUGCGGGGCGGGGAUUUUGAUUCAGCCAACCAGGUGUUCGAUGAAAUGCCUGAGAGAAACGUUGUCGCCUGGACCGCUAUGAUUGCUGCCCACGCACGAAGUGGCAAGUGCAAGAAAGCUUUGUGCCUGUUCAAUGAGAUGAGGAACGCUGGGGUCGAACCGGACCAGGUGGCUCUGGUGGCGGCAUUGUCAGCUUGUGCUGAACUCGGGGAUUUGGAGCAGGGGAAGUGGAUUCACUCCUACGUUACAGCGUCGUACAGUGCUCGAAACAAGCCGGUACUCGUGUCUCUGAACAACUCACUCAUCCAUAUGUAUGCUAGCUGCGGCAUGAUUGAGCAAGCUUACGAGGUGUUUCGUUGGAUGCCGGAGAGGACGAUCGUGUCUUGGACUAGCUUAAUCGUUGCAUUCGCCAAAUCCGGCUACGCGGAAGAGGCCCUGGCUGUGUUCCAUCAUAUGCAAACUCUGGAAGCCAGAGAAGCAAAGCCUGAUGGAAUAACAUUUCUUGGAGUUCUCUGUGCUUGCAGCCGUGGUGGAUUCGUUGACGAAGGUCGCCGAUUCUUCAAGGAAAUGAGCUCUAUCUGGGGUGUUAGCCCUAGGAUUGAACAUUAUGGAUGCGUGGUUGAUUUGUGCAGCCGUGCUGGACUCCUGGAUGAAGCAACCGAGCUGAUCAAGACCAUGCCAAUGAAGCCAAAUGAGGCCAUAUGGGGUGCUGUUCUUGGUGGCUGCAGAAUACACAGGAAAGCCGAACUCGCUUCCGAUGUGGCUCGAAAGCUGGUUGGCGAGCUUGAUCCGAAUCGAGCUGCUGGCUAUCUCUUGCUGUUGGCUCAUGUCUAUGCAACUGAUGAUAGAUGGCAAGAUGUUGCCACCGUGAAGCAAAAGUUGGUCGAGAUUGGCGCCAGGAAGCCUGCUGGCCGUAGUUGGAUUGAAGUGUAGGGUUGUUUAGUCAAUACUAUUAGUGUAAUAUUGUUCCAAUGGAGGGACGUGCAGACGAAUUAGCAGUAGGGUGAGCUACUGUCAGUCAACAUCCUGCACACCUCGUUUCAUAAGUUUAUCCUCCUUGUCAAUGCCACGUGGAUCAAUAGGAACUAACGUCACCCAUGUCGCACUUUUAAUAUAUAGCAAGCACAAGG